Messenger RNA from Hippocampus comes (tiger tail seahorse), 1545 nucleotides. RefSeq names its product purine nucleoside phosphorylase-like. Bases 323 to 1363 code for a protein of 346 amino acids. Gene Ontology annotation, molecular function: purine-nucleoside phosphorylase activity. Gene Ontology annotation, cellular component: cytoplasm. Gene Ontology annotation, biological process: nucleoside metabolic process. NCBI's taxonomy places the organism in Eukaryota, Metazoa, Chordata, Actinopteri, Syngnathiformes, Syngnathidae. The record is from RefSeq and is a predicted model, not a curated record. The transcript is spliced from 7 exons.
CUCACAAGCGAUGAAACAAAUCACAUUUCCCAGAACUGUAUCGCUUCGUGCAUAGCAUUAUACGCAUUUUGGGGUAAAAUGAGAAGCACCAUUAAAAUUCUUAUGAUUCCUUGUGUGGGUCAGGAUGAGCAAAUGGAUUAAGUCGGUAGUAAAACCACAACACACUCCCACACUCUUAUGUGGAUAUGGACACACACACACACACACACACACACGCACACACACACACACACACACACACACACAAAGAGCCUUCAUUCAUUGGUUUCUGCUGAUGAAUGAACAGCUUGUUGGGCCAAUCAGAUGCAUGUGACCCGUUUAUAUGGAGGCUGAUGGGAACCAGCCUCACACACUCACGCACGCACAUGUGCGCACACACAUAGACCCUCAAGCAUCAUUCAUCAUGCACAGCAAAGAGCUGAUCAGCCACGAUGAAUACCAGAAAUCGGCGGAUUGGCUAAAGUCUCAGACCAAACAUCGCCCCCAAGUGGCCAUCAUCUGCGGUUCGGGCUUGGGCAUUCUGGCUGACGCCCUCAAGUGCCAGGAUUCCUUCCCCUACGCCGACAUCCCGGGUUUCCCGCAGAGCACCGUUCAAGGUCACGCCGGCCGGCUGGUUUUCGGGGAGCUGAAGGGGAAAACGUGCGUGUGCAUGCAGGGUCGAUUCCAUAUGUAUGAAGGACACUCACUCUGUAAGACCACGUUUCCGGUGCGCGUAUUCAAGCUGCUGGGCGUGGAGACCUUGAUUGUGACCAACGCCGCCGGCUCACUGGCUGACGGCCUGCGCCCCGGCGACAUCAUGAUCAUCAAGGACCACGUCAACUUCCCCGGCUUGGUGGGUCUGAACCCUCUGAACGGACCCAACGAUGACAAGUUCGGGCCGCGUUUCCCGGCCAUGUCGGGAUGCUAUGACAAAGGUCUGCGCGCCCUGGCUAUGGAGAUUGCAAAGCAGAUGGGCGUGGCCAACCUGACGCAGGAGGGGGUGUACGCCAUGGUGGGGGGGCCAACUUUUGAAUCCAUCGCUGAGGCCAGACUGCUGCAUCGACUGGGCGUGGAUGCUGUCGUUACAUCCCAUUUAACGCCAUGUGCACCUCUACACGCAUGGUGUCAUCACUUUCCAGGCAUGAGUACUGCCCCUGAGGUUGUGAUAGCGACCCACUGCGGCUUGAGAGUCUUUGGCCUAUCUCUCAUCACCAACAAGGUGGUGAAGAGCUACGAGGACCCGGAGAGCGUGGACCACCAGGGGGUUCUGGAGGUGGGCCGGCAGCGCUCACACACGCUGCAGCAGCUCGUGACCGAACUGGUCGCCAGGAUGGAAAUCAACAACAACAACAACAUCAGCACCAGCAGGAAUAAUACUCUUUGAGCAAAGACCCCAUGUUCCUUUUUGUACAGAUGGGACACGUUACAGCUAACUUCUUUUUAUAAUCAACCACUGUUAUUUGAACAAAAAUAUUUAUAUAUAACUUCUAUGAAUUCAGUAAAGGUGUAUUAUUAUCCAGCCAUCCAAUUUGUAUAAUUGUAGUAAACUUAAAUAGUGGUGUUCUA